AUGGUCCAGCGGGGAAGGUGAGCUCCGGCGGGAGACUGGGCGGCUUGGCGGGCGGGGGGCGGCGGAGGCGCAGCCUGGGGGCGGGGAUAUCGGGCGGCCGAGAAGCAUCAGCGCCGCCCCCGCCCAGUCGCGGAGCCCCGGCCGGGCGACGGACCAGGCUUCCUCGGAGGGGUGCGAUGCUGUGCGACUGGGAAGCCCCCCAGGGCUUGUCAUCACAGUCGGAAGGGGUUAACUUCGGAUCUGGGGCUUAUUUCCUACAUACAGUGGUACCUCGGGUUAAGAACUUAAUUCGUUCCAGAGGUCCGUUCUUAACCUGAAACUGUUCUUAACCUGAAGCACCACUUUAGCUAAUGGGGCCUCCCGCUGCUGCUGCGCCGCCGGAGCACAAUUUCUGUUCUCAUCCUGAAGCAAAGUUCUUAACCCGAGGUACUAUUCUGGGUUAGCGGAGUCUGUAACCUGAAGCGUAUGUAACCUGAAGCGUAUGUAACCCAAGGUACCACUGUAUAGAGACAGAGAAUAAAGAUGGUGAUGCAGUGCCGGGCGCUCCCUACCUACAUGUAGGUCUACCCACCCGCCACUGCCCAGGAAACUCCAGGAGCCCCCAAAGAGGCCGGUGUUUCAGUAGGGAGUGUAAUUCCUGAGUUUGCCAUCACCCCCAACAUCAUGUCAAGCCAAAGUCCCGCUUUGGUCCCCUGCCUUUAUUCAGCUUGGGGCCCAAGUGUGGACAGGCCCCGUUUCCUGUCUUAGGAGCCCUCGCCAAAUGGUACCUUGAGAGGUGGGCAAGCCUAUGCCAAAAAACCAGGCAAAGUUUCAGCCGCCGUCUGGACUCCAUAUGGUGCCUUGCGUCCAAAUGUUGAUAGAGACCACCAAGUCUCAUGCAAGUUCGGCAGCGGUAUCUCGAGAGGCAGAUGAACCUAUGCCAAAAAAAGGACGAAGUCAUGCCAGGCCAUGUUUUGGUCUCCCAUCUUGAUUCAAAAUGGCACCUGGCAUCCAAAUGUGGGUGGAGAGGCUGCCCCAACUUGGGAAUCCUCAUGCUGAGUUUGGUGAUGACAAGAGAGACAAGCUAGUUAGCAGAGACGCAAAGACAAGCUAGUUAGCAGAUUUCAGUCCGUUAAAGACAAGACUUUCUGCACCUGAUGAAGCAGACAGAUUCAUCGCCGUAUAAACAUUUAUGGACUAAAAGGCCAUUGGAGCAAUGAGAGUGAAUCUAAUUUUGGUCCAAUAGGCUGCUUUCUUCACACACACCUUUGACCUGCAUCCAGAGAAACAAGUGGGAUCAUCAGAGUUCAAGGACAUGUUUCAGGCAGGCAAAAACUCUGGGGCCAGUAAGGGGCAUGGCCUGGAGAGAGUGACAAGGGCCAGACAGAGUUCUGAAGGGCACAUUGGCCCCUAGGUAUGAGACAUUCCUGGCUCAGAGCAGUCUUCCUCUCAAUUUAAGAGCUGUGAGCUUCAUCUUUGGCCUUUGGGCUUCCUGGAGGUAUCCUGGGUAGCCACUGUAGGAAUCGUAGAAUCGUAUACAGUGGUACCUUGGGUUACAAACACCUCGGGUUACAGACUCUGCUAACCCGGAAGUAGUACCUCGGGUUAAGGACAUUGCUUCAGGAUGAGAAAAGAAAUCGCGCGGUGGCAGCGGGAGGCCCCAUUAGCUAAAGUGGUACCUCAGGUUAAGAACGGUUUCAGGUUAAGAACGGACCUCCAGAAUGAAUUAAGUUCUUAACCAGAAGUACCACUGUAGUUGGAAAGGACCCCAAGCAUCAUCUAGACCACUCCCACAGGAUGCAGGACUAGAUGGACCUUUGGUUGUGUUUGCAUUGGCUUGACCUACUCUGAGCUGAACCAAAUUAAUUCUGCUGUACCUAAAUGUCUUGGUCUGGCUUUCCUUCCCCUGUAUCGCCUACAGAAACAAUGGAGGAGCUGAGCCAAGCUCUCGCUUUCAGCUUUGCUGUCUCCCAGGACCUCAACAGCACAGCAGCACCACACCCCCGGCUGGCACAGUACAAAUCCAAGUACAGCUCCUUGGAGCAGGCAGAGAGGCGACGGCAGCUCCUUGCAUUUCAGAAAACGUAAGGGGCAUCUCUAAAUGGCUAUAUUUCCAUGUUGUUGCGGGUAUUAUUUAUUUAUUAAAUUUCUAUCCUGCCUUUCCUCCAAGGAGCCCACUGUGGCACACAUGGUGAUUCUUCUUCCCAUUUUAUUCUCACAACAACCCUGGCAGGUAGGUGAGGCUGAGAGACAGAGACUGGUGAGCUUCAUGAAUGAGUGGGGCUGGAAUCCUGGGCUCUCAGGUCCAAUACUAACCAAGCAAUGUAAACCAAACCAAACCAUCAAUAUAACAUGGGAAUGCAAAUUCCACAUUCAAAACGAAAGAAUGCUAAUCAUAGUCAUUCCACAUAAUUAGGCAACUAUAAAUGCCAAAGCGGCAUAAAAAGGAGCCAUGGAAGCAAAUUAUAUAUGAAACAUUGGAUUGUAUCCAACUAAGUUCUCCUUGGAGUAGACCCAUUGAAAUUAAUGGACCUAAAUGAAUAAUGUUCAUUCGUUUCAAUGGAUUGGCUCUGAGCUCACACUGACUACAUCUCAUUGUCUUCUUGUUAAUCUGUACAACAACCUUGUAAAGCAGGCAAGUACCGUUACUGCCAUAUUGAAGACAGGGAGUGGGGAAUUUAAGAAGCAGACACAUUUGCCACUCAGUUACCUGCCACACUCACCUGUCCUCAGGAAAGAUAAUAGUUAAUAUAUUUUAAAUAUAUAUAUAAUUGUCUGCAGGCAACAUGCCAGGUGCUGUCUCUUAAAUUCUUAAAUGCUUAUCAUUUCUGGCCUUUAGCUGUUGUAUCUGAAAUGGACUCUACCUGUAAGAUGAUGUAGUUCUCUUCUAUCCUCUUCUCAUAUUUUUGACUAACAUUUUAGUUUUUUCUUUCUUAAGUUUAAAGCCUGCAACUAGCCCAAAUUCCGUAAUCUUCUCUAUCACUAUUGGCACACUUUCUUUUGGGUUCUCCGUGGUUAUAGUCAGGUCAUUGGUGAAGGCUUUUACUUUGAAGGUCUUGUUUCCAACAACUAUACCCCUUAUUAUACCCCUUCUUUUCUUUUCUUUUCUUUUCUUUUCAUGUUCGUAUUCAGAAUUUCCAACACCAAUAUAAAUAACAAUGUGAGUAAAGGACACCCCUAGCUUGUAUCUCUCUUUAUAUUACAAUUUUCUGUUAGAUUGUUAUUUAUAACUAGUUUAGCUCUUUGUUGCAAGUAUAUUGCGUUUAUACCUUUAUAAAAAAAUUCUCCCACUCCUAUCAUUUCUAAUGUUUUUUUCACAAACCUCCAGGAGACAUUGUCAUAUGUCUUCUCUGCAUCAAUAAAUAACAGUACCACCUGUUUUUCGAUUGUGACUUCCAGAUACUCUAGAGCAGGGACGUCCAGCUCCCAAGAGACUGCGAUCUACUCCGGGGGGGGGGGGACUGGCAGUGAUCUACCCAUGGGGGGGAGUUCAGAGUUGUUGAACUUUUUUUAGGGGGGCAGGUCAAAGUUGUUGCCCCUUUUUUAAACAGUAAGUGUGCAGAGUUAAAAUAAAUUGCUCACCAACAACACAUUCGCUAACACACAAACACAGCGACGCAGGGAAAGGCGGAGGGGCGGAGACAUGAUUCUAAACAACGCAAUAAGGAUCCCACGGUUGACCACGAUCAUCCUGUGGUCAACCAGUUGGAUACCCCAGCUCUAGAGUAUCUAUUACAUAUCUCAUAUUAUUUUUCAUAUGGCUUCCUGGGAGAAAUCCUGCUUGGUCCUCAUGAAUAUAGUCUUUCAGUAUACGUUUAAAUUUACUUACUAUUAUAUCUGCAAAUAUUUUAUAUUCAUUUUUAAGGAGAGAUAUAGGUCGGUAAUUCUUAACUGAUGUUUCCUUAGGGAUUAAGGUUAUAUAGGCCUCCUCCCAUGAUUCUGGUAGUUUCCCCGUACAGUGGUACCUCGGGUUACAUACACUUCAGGUUACAUUCGCUUGGGGCCUCCUGCUGCCGCUGCGAGAUUUCUGUUCUCAUCCUGAAGCAAAGUUCUUAACCCGAGGUAAUAUUUCUGGGUUAGCGGAGUCUGUAACCUGAAGCGUCUGUAACCUGAAGCAUAUGUAACCCGAGGUACCACUGUACUGAUUUAUUAGACUUAAAAAGGUAAAGGGCCCCCUGACCGUUAGGUCCAGUCACGACGACUUGGGUUACGGUGCUCAUUUCACUUCAUUGGCCGUGGGAGCUGGCGUACAGCUUCCGGGUCAUGUGGCCAGCAUGACUAAGCCGCUUCUGGUGAACCAGAGCAGCGCACAGAAACGCCAUUUACCUUCCCACUGGAGCGGUACCUAUUUAUCUACUUGCACUUUGACGUGCUUUCGAACUGCUAGGUUGGCAGGAGCAGGGACCAAGCAAUGGGAUCUCACCCUGUCGCGGGGAUUUGAACUGCCGACCUUCUGAUCGGCAAGCCCAAGAAGCUUAGUGGUUUAACCCACAGCACCACCCACGUCCCAACUUAUUAGACAGAGGGUUUUAACAACUGUUUGGCUAGCAUGCUUACUUAUGCUACAAUAAGGCGAGAGUUCACAGAGAUUUUACGACUCAUGUAAUAAAAAGAUCUCUAUAUGCAGUCUGGACAAAAAAUAAGGGUAUCCUGGAACAAAAGAAACCCUGGUGGUUGUUGCCGAUGGGAGCCAUGACAGUAAAGAAAAUUAACAAGAUGGUUGAAUGGGUUACGUAUAAAGAAAUUAUCUGUGAAGAAGGCAACUAACUAAGACUCAAAAAUUUUGAAGAAAUAAGAAGUAAAGUCAACAAUUGGUUACAAUACCACCAAAUACGUGACUUAUUUAAACAAGAUAAAAAAGGGCUUUAGUAAAGAACCUUCAAGAUUCAAAAGUGACUUGAUGAUGACUUGUGAAGUGAUAAGGGAAAAUUUAAUAAAGAUGUUUUACAGAUGGUAUUUAACACCAACCAAAAUAUGUAAAAUACAUAAAACAAAAUCAAAUCUGUGUUGGAGGUAUAACAAAGCAGAGGGGACAUUCAUACAUAUGUGGUGGACAUGUGAUAAAAUCAAAGGCUUCUGGGAUAUAGUGUACGAAGAGUUAAAGAAAAUGUUUAAACAAAACUGUUAAGAAAACAAGCUUUUUUAUUGGGGAUACUAGACAUAGAUAUUGCCAGAGAAAAUAAGAAAAUAUUCCUUUACGCCAUGGGAGUGGCGAGAACACUAAUUGCCAAAAAUUAGAAAAAAGAAAUAAUCCCGACAAAAAAAUAAUGGCAAGGCAGAUUAUUUUAUUAUAUUAAAUUGGCCAGAUUGACAGAGGCAAUUAGGGGUCAAACCAAACAAAAAUUCCAAAAAUAAUGGGUAAAACAAAGAGAAUAUUUUUAAUAGCAGUGCCCUCAAAUUAAUACUUGGACUUAUUUUGAUUGAUUUCUGCAAAAUAAUUUAUGGUACUUAAGUUAAAAAGAAAGAAAAAGGAGUAAUAAUGAACUAAAAAGGAGACGGUUUACCAAAAACGAUAAAAGAACCAUGUUGAGGAUUAAAUCAAAUGGAAGAAAAGAAUUGAAAUAUGGUGGGUGGGUGUGUGGGUGUGUAUGACUAUUUGUUUUGUAUACGUUUUCGUGUGGUGUAUAAGAGCCAGUGUGGUGCAGUGGUUAAGAGCGGUAGUAUCGUAAUCUGGGGAACCGGGUUCGCGUCUCCGCUCCUUCACAUGCAGCUGCUGGGUGACCUUGGGCUAGUCACACUUCUCUGAAGUCUCUCAGCCUCACUCACCUCACAGAGUGUUUGUUGUGGGGGAGGAAGGGAAAGGAGAUUCUUAGCCGCUUUGAGACUCCUUAAGGGGAGUGAAAGGCGGGAUAUCAAGUCCAAACUCUUCUUCUUCGUAUGUUAUGUUUUAUUUGUCCUUUUUUGUUUUGUUUUAUGUCUUGUUGUUUGUUUCUCUCUUGAUUCUGUAUUAUUAUUUUUAUGUUCAGUUUGACAAGUGUGUGUAUACGUGUUGUAAAUAAACUGAAUAAAAUUUAAAAGAUGAUAGCUAGAUAGAUAGACAGACAGAUAGAUAGAUAGAUAUAGAUGAUAUAUAAUGACAACAAAAAACUGUCCAAAAUGUAUAAAAUUUUAUUAGAAUGGUCAGUGAAGUAUGAGGAGGUAAAAUCAGCCAUGGUAAAGUGGGAAAGAGAUCUAGGUCAUAAUAUACAACUCUCAGAAUGGCAAAAAUUGUGGAGGGAAGAUCUUAAAUUCACAGCAUGGAAUAAAAUUGGUCAGCUCAGAUUGAAACCAACAGACCAUAGCAAGACAUCAAAGUCAGUGUUAAUUAGGAUUGCAAAAAAAAAAAAAAAUUUCAAGAUUUUGAAAGAAAAAAAAAGCUGAUCAACUUUUCUGUCUGAAUUUUCACUUUUGAAAUAUGGCAACCCUAUGUUAAUGAAAAGUUCAGAUGAGACAGAAAGUGUCAGCCUGGCAGGCAGACUUAUGAAGGCAGGAUGCUACCAUACAAAAGCUGCACGGUGGAUUUAGUAUAAUGGUUUUAACUAUGGAAUUGAUUGCUUUAGGGCUAUUGCAUUUCUUCCUUAAUUUAUUGUUCUAUGACAUUUUCCUUACUAUCUCUGCUUUGGAAUGGUGGUUUGUUCUAAUACAGUAGUUGCAUUGUUUACUGAUUUUGUUUUGUUUUGUCUUUUACCCUUGUUUUAUUGGAUUUUUUUUAUUUUUGUAUAUAUAUUUUAAAUAAAAUAUUACUGUUUUGUUUGUAUGUCACCCCGAAAGCUAUUGUUACUGGGCAGCAGGAAAAGGAUAUAAAGAAUUUUCUUUCCUAUCUAAGUUGGUGGGAAAUUUCAAAUCUUUCCUUCUUUUUCUUUCUCCUGACAAGUAAGCGAUUGGAUUAUGUCAACCAUGCUAGGAGGCUGGCAGAGGAUGAUUGGACAGGCACCGAGGAGGAGGAGAAGGAGAAGGAGAAGGAGGGGGCAGGUGCAGACAGUGCAGACAUGGAGAUGGAAGUCGGGACGAAGCUACCAAAACGCUACGCCAACCAGGUGAGGGGGACUGGUAGCAGAGAGGAAAACUGAGCAAGGGGAAAACUGGGCUCCAAAUAGAAGCCAGCCCUUGUUGCUUUUGUGUAUAUGAGGUAUCAUUCUGAUUAUUUCCCUCCUGGGACAUAAUUUUCCCCAGAGACUUAUUUGUUAGCAAAAUGUGAAUUCAAGUUUCUGGCUCUUUAGAGUGGAGGCAGGAGGCUGUAGACUUGUGGAGAGAGGAGCUAAGCCAAAAGUGUCUCUGAAAAGCGCUUUUCUUAUCCCUAAUUUGCUUCCUGUGUUUCUUAUUUAUAAAUUCCUUGAUAAUCUUUGGAGAGUGAUUUGUCUUGACCCUUCUGGUGUAUUUGCAACUGUAGGAGACUUUUUACAAUCCCAAUCAAACCAAUUAGUUUGGUGUUGGAAUGAACUAGAUUUGUACCUCCCUUGGACAAUGCAUGGUUUCAGUUCCUCUAUCAUUUGCUGAUACGGUCCUAAUUAAUAUGUUAGGUGCAUUCAUAUAGUCAGCAUAGACUUUCACACUAUAUUUUAAAUCCAGGUUGUGAACAAUUUUUCCUUUCUUUAGGGAAGGAAAUAUUUUCAUGUCAUUUGCCAUUGGUUUUUAAUGCUAUUCUAUAUUGUGUUGUAAGCUCUCCAGGAAAUGUUUAUUGAUGAAUGACUAUAAAUCCAACACCAUUUAAUGUGUUUGUGACCAAGCAGAGGUAGAAUAUACUGGAAUAUACUGUUAAUAUACUGUUAUAUUGCUCCUUGUAUAUAACUACCGUAGGGUUUUAAAUAGGAUUUUUGGACAGUUUUCUUUUGGAAUUGCUGGAAAGAAAUUUGCCAAGUAUUGAUUGUUAGGGAUAAAUUGUGCUCUGUUUGCUCUAGGUGCCCUGAAAAUCAGACAAAAAAUUCUAGUAUAUUGGGGGUCACAUGUGCUAGACUAUAACUUUCUCAAUCUGGUAUUUUGUAGUAAUCAAGCUUUUUUUAGCAAAUAAGUUUGUCUGACUGAUUAUAAAUCUAAGAAAUAAUAACCACCAUUAAGAGAGUGGGUUGGGGUUUUUUUUGUAUAGUUGGUACAAUGUUAAUAGAUUUUGGGUUAUAUCGAAUCCUAAGAAUACUUGGAGGAAAUCCAUUGAAAUUAAUGGACAUGACUAACUUGAGUACAUUCAUGUCAGUGGAUCUCCUCUGAGUAGAACUUGGUUGACUACAACCUUAUUUGAUUUUUCUCCUUUGUGGCUUUGAGUACAAGCAAUGGAAUUAUGGUCAUCUGGGAGCAUUAUAGAAAGAGAAAGUGGAACCGCAGAGGGCCACAGAUUCAGGCUAUGUACACACCAUACAUUUAAAACCCUGGGAACUGUAGUUUGCCUCUCACAGAACUCCUAGGACCUUUAGCAAACUACAUUUCCCAUUGUUCUUUUUGGAGUUAAGGGGGAUGUUCUUUAAAUGUAUGGUGUUUAUACAGCUUGAAAGUUGUAACUGAAACUGAGAUCCAGUUGAGAUUUCUGCAUUGCAAGGGUUGGACUAGAUGACCCUGAGGACCCUUUCAACUCUACGGUUCUAUGCUUAAUUAAAGAGUUUACUCAUGUACAAUGGUCAACCUAGGGAAAGUGGGAAAAUAAACAUAAAGAAUAAACUACUUGAGGGAUGACCCUUAUGUGAUAUUAAUGUGACUAUUUCUCAUUUAUUGAUUUUAUUUCAUUUAUGAGUCUCCUAAUAAAAAAUAGUCUCCAGAUGACUUACAAAAAUGCAGGGUUGUUUGCUUUUUUAAAACUAAAAUGAAAAUCAAACCCUGCAUUUUAAAUUAUCCUAAUCAUUACUGUGAGUUCUGAAGUAAUUUAGCAAGAAAGAACCACAAAAAGGGAAUGAUAUAAUACUCAGUGUAAUAAAUAGGAAAGGAAUUUUUAAAAAGUCAUAUGAAAAUGAUAGCAAAAGCCCACAAACCACGAGGACAAAGCUAGUCUCCCCCUACGGAUGGUUCCAUCCUCAAAUCCCUCUAGCCUCUAGCCCUGCGACAUAAGAGUUCCUGGGAUGCUGAAGUUUCAUGGCAACUUUGAAGCAACAAAGCAUUUUAAAUUUGAAGAGUCCUUCAUAGUUGCCAGUGCAGGGCUUACUCAGUGAGCCCUUGGGGUGAAGGCGAAAGGGAAGCCUUGGUUGGCUUUACUAUGAGGGCUGUUGAGGGCCUUCGACUUACUUUGUUUGCUUAGUUUUCUAGGGACAAAUGCAGCCAGAGUUCUUUAAGUUUUAUACCCUAAUUCCACUGGUUUGGGAAGCACGUUCUGUUUCAAUGCUGUCCAUAAGCAGGUGCCAGCUUGUUAUGGCUUUCUCUGCAAAAGCAGGCCUUUGCUGAGCGAUAAGCUUUCUCUUUCUCCCUUCUUGCCAGCCAGCCAAGGAAGUGGCUUAGAGCAGCCUUCCUCAAACUCAGCCCUCCAGAUGUUAUUGGCCUACAACUCCCAUGAUCCCUAGGUAGCAGAACCAGUGGUCUGGCAUGAUGGGAAUUGUAGUCUCUGGUGGGCUGAGUUUGAGGAAUCCUGGCUUAGAGCUACAGCAGUAGGCAGGAAUUGUUAUUUUAGGGGGAGAAACUUAAUUUUUGUACAUUUCUUCAGUGAGGGAUCUUAAAAAUAUGGUUUUGGGUGUGAGUUCACACUUGCAAUUAUUUUUCUGAUUGGAAAACAUUUAGCUUAGUAAGUCUACCUUUGAUUAAGAAGCAUAUAAACAGCUUUCAGAAAAUGAAAGACUUUUACUUUUACCUUCUGAAAAGUGAUUAAUAACAACAACAAUAAUAAUGAAUAAUAAAACUUCAAGCACUUGGCAAUCAUUUUUUUGUUUUCUAUGCAAUUUUACACAUAUUUUACUUACCAAUCAGUCAAUCUUAUCAAUCAAUCAAUCAAUGAAUCUUAUCAAUCAGUUUUACCAAAGUAUCUUUAGAAUUCCUGAGCCACAUUGCAACUUUUUAGCACCCCUCAUUCUUGGAAUUUGAAACUUCAACACUCCUGACCACAGCAGCUUCCUCCAUCUCAAACCCCAAGAGGUGCCUAGAGCUCUGUGGUUUGCUUCAUUGUGGCAGCUCUGGGGUUUGCUGCAUCUAGUGGCUCUUUGGGCCAGGAUUAAUAAAAAUAAAGAGGAACAGAGAAGGUAUCCUCAGAUCAUCAAUCCAGUGCUGGCUCAGUACUGACUGGGUUGCCAGGCUCUUGGGCGGAAGUCCUUUCCAGGGGAGACUGAACCUGAGGCCUCCUGCAUGCUAAGCAAGUGCUCUGCCGCUGGGUUAUGGCCAUCUCAUAGCCUUGACAGCUGUUCAGGCCUGGCUUUAACCAGUAAGGUUUCUGGUUGCAUUUCUCCUUCUGCACCACGCUUUCCCAGCCUGGUGCCACCACGUUUUUCCAGCUGCAUCUCCCAUCAUCCCUGACCAUUGGCCAUGCUGCUUGGGGCUGAUGGGAGUGGUAGUCCUACAGUGUCUGGCAGGCACCAGGCCAGGGAAGGCUGUGACAUUUGCCGUUUUCCCCAGUGCUACAAGUGAACAAUUUUCUUUACUGCCUUUGUAGCUGAUGCUGUCUGAAUGGCUGAUUGACGUGCCCCCAGAUUUGGUGCAGGAGUGGCUGCUGGUGGUGUGCCCUGUGGGGAAGAGGGCUCUUAUUGUGGCAUCUCAGGUAAGAGACCGUGGCUUCUACCACAAGCCAAACCAAGGAAGAGUUUUUAUCUUGCUGCUUUGUAAAUUGUCUUCCUGCCGCAUUCUAAUAGCUUGGCAAGCUGGGGUUGAGGAACCUUUGAAAUCAGGCAACUCUCGCGUCCGUGUCCAAAGGCUUAUUGCAUGUGAAACUCCUCCAAGACUACGAAAUGGAUCUGUUCCAUCUCGCCCCAUCUGAACAAGCUGCAUUUUAACAGAGCUUAACAGAGCAUUUUUUUUAAUUUUAAAAAAACACACUCCAUUUUAAAAAGUAUUUUGAUGAUUUCUAAGAACUUGUUUUCCAUGCUGCUUCUUAUCUCCUGUUUUGUUGAUAGGUUUGUUUAAUUGUGCAUUGUGUUUGUGGCCUUUAACAUUUUUGUGAUCCCAGCCUUGUUUUUAACAACUUGCAUGAUCACUGUAGGUGACAAAGAAUUCCAUAUAGGUGAGUCAGCAAGCUGGCGGAGGGAGGAGCCAAUCUCCCCAUCCUUCCUCCAGCAUCCAUUUGGCAUCUGUUGGCAUGGCUUGCCAGGAAUGGCCUGGCAGGCCAGAGUUGGCCCAUGGGCUAGAGGUCCCCCACUCCUGCUGUUAAAAAAACAUAAUUUUCUCUUAAUAUGUUUCUUUUUUAAAAAAGAAAUGAGAGCAGCCAUCACUGCAAUGAGUUUCAACAGUAAUACAGUUCCAAGGUACAGUCUCAAGUAAUGGUCUUCAACUGGUGGGGAAGGACCCACUAGUGGGUUACAGCCUGAUCCAAAGUGGGUCGCAAUAGGAGUACUACCACCAUGCAAAUAUAUGGUAAAAAGAUUAAGAAAUGGGUCCCCAAAUGCAUAUUUGGGUUGAAAGUGGGUCCUGAGUGUGAAAAGGUUGAAGCUAGCUGGUCUAAAGGCACAUGAGGCUAAAGCUAAGCAGUUCUGGGUCUGAACAGGCGGUUGUCUGAAAACCUGAAGGAGCGUCUCCACCCCCAUCGUUCAGCCUAGACACUGAGAUCCAGCGCCGAGGGCCUUCUGGCAGUUCCCUCACCGCGCGAGAAGCGAAGCUACAGGGAACCAGGCAGAGGGCCUUCUUGGGAGUCAUGCCAGUCCUGUGGAAUGCCCUCCCACCAGAUGUCAAGGAGAUAAAUAACUAUCUGGCUUAUAGAAGACAUCUAAAGGCAGCCCUGUAUAGGGAAGCCUUUUGAUGUGUAAUGUUUUGUUAAGUUUUUAUAUAUGUUAGAAGCAACCCAUAGUGCCUGCAGCAACCCAGUCAGAUGGGUGGGGUACAAUUAUUCUUCUUGUUACUAUUAUUAUUAUUAUUAUUAUUACUACUACUACUACUACUACUACCAUAUGCAAUACUGCCUUGGGCUCCACAAUGGAAGAAAAGGAAGGAUAUAAACAUAAUAAAAUAUAUGUGGGGUUUGGGGGCCUCCCCCCCCGCUCUACUUGGAAUAUACAAUUUAGGAAGUCCUUUUACAGUGGGGGGGGGGAAUCACUCUUGUUUGUUCUUGAUCCCUUCCUCCUCCUCCCUCUCUUCUCUCCUUCAAGGGCUCCACUGCAGCUUACACCAAAAGCGGUUUCUGUGUCAACCGAUUCCCUUCUCUUUUGCCAGGUGGGAGUCGCCGUACUUCAGCAACAGGGAAAGGUAACUUCUUGAUUCCCCUCCCUUUUUGCAAUCUCCCAAUGGGCAAAGAUCUGCUUGAAAGAGACACUCCAGGUCCUUACUCAAAACCAACUUCCGUGUACCAUUCAUUACCCACCUUCCAUGGGUUUUUUCUUUUCUUUUUGCCAUUGCUUGAGCGAUAAGUCAUUAGCUAUAACAGGUAUUGUUUGGAACAAGAACAUCAUUCUGGGCAAUAUAUUAAUCUUUAUCGCUGAAAUUCUACCCAACAAGGACAGUUAUAAUUUAUUCCAUCUUAACAUCUCUUUUUAAAUUUCCACCCACGUCUUAACAUAAUUAUUUUGAAACAACAUACAAUUCAAAUUUCUCAUGGUUAAUACCUAAGUACUUUACUUUUUUGUCAAUUUGAAAUUCAGUUUUCUCUGUCAAAGUCUUGUUCUUCUGUAGUCAUAUUCUUUAUUAAAAUUUUCAUUUUCUAAUGAUUAACCUUAAAACUUGCUAGCAUGCCAAAUUCCUUUAAUUUAUUCAUAAGAGUUUCCACUCCCUGUAAUGGGUUUUCCAGAACUAUCAUCAGAUCAUCUGCAAAACUCCUAACGUAGUUUCCCUUUUUAAUCUUUAUCCCCUUAAUUCUCUCAUCUUGUCUAAUAUCUCUAAGCAAGACUUCCAAAACCAAAAUGAAAAGCAAUGGUGACAGUUGGCACCCUUGCCUUGUUCCCUUCUGUAUCUCACAAGGUUUUGUUAAUUCUCCUUUAACAAUUAUGUGAGCUGUCUUCUGCUUAAUAAAUCAAUUUCACCCAUUUAAUGAAAUCUCCAAAGUUCAUUUCUUGCAAAGCUCUAAACAGAAAUUCCCAGUUCACAAUGUCAAAAGCUUUUUCUGUAUCCCAAAAAAUCAAUACAGCUUCUUGUUCUGACAGUUCAAAUACUCCAAAAUAUCUAACAUAUUUCUGACAUUGUCUCUUAACUGUCUUUUAGGUAAAAAUCUAUAAAUAAAUCUAUUAAAAAAAAUUAUACAUCAUGACCAGUCUUGUAAAAAAAAAAAAAAACUUGCUGCCAAAAUCACUCCAAAUAAUUUAUAGUCACUGUUCAGUAAUAAGAUUGGCUGAUAUUUUUUUACUGAGGUCAAAUCUUGUCCCUCUUUAGGUAUAAGUGGGAUGUUGGCCUCUUUUUAGCUAUCUGGUAUAUGAGUAUAUUAUUCAUUGUCCUCGUUGUAAGGGUUGUAGAAGUUCUUCAAAAAAUUGAUAGUUAGCAGCUGGCCGCUGUACCUUUUCUUUCUUGGAUUUUUUAAUAGCCUCGCAUAACACCUGAAUUGUUAAAGGGCCAUUGAUUUUUAUUUAUCUAUUUUUGGGAGAGUCUGAGAUUUUGGCUGGAUGUUGUUUUUUCAAGUAAUCAUCUAUCCGACCCUGCCCCCCCCCCCAAGAUUCUUUGAGCUUUAUACAGCUUAGAGUAAAUUUGAUCAAAGUUUCUUCAUAUUUGUAUUGUUCAUUGUUAUAACAUUGUUUUCUUGCAACUUCAGGAUCACUUUCCUUAGUUUGGCUGAAUUAACUAAAGCAAAUAGUUUUAACUGGAUUUUAAAUGUGCAAUUAUUCGUUCCUAUUUUGAAUUUUGCCUGUUGUCUUUGUCCAUGGAGUUUUCUUGGCAGGGAUACUGGAGUGGCUUGCCGGUUCCUCCUCCAGGUGGAUCACGUUUGGUCAAAACUCUCCACUAUGACCUGUUCAUCUUGGGUGCCCUGCUCGGCAUAGUUCAUAGCUUCUCUGAGUUAUUCAAGCCCCUUCGCCACGGCAACUUCGCCACAGAAGUGCCUGGCGUGCUCUGGUCCAUGGGGUCACAAAGAGUCGGACACGACUAAACGACUAAACAACAACAAAAUUUUGAAUUUUAUUGUGUAAUUCUCUUCUUUAGUGGUUGUGCAAACAACUAUUCUGAAUAAUGCCUGUUAUAGGGUAGGGAGCACUGGGUAUAAGUGUAUGGAAGCAAGGGACAGUGGCCCAAAGAAGUUUGGGAACCACUGGCCGAGAUUAAUCUCUUGCCUCUUGUUGUGUGAAGAAUACACAAUCCUGGACUGCAUCUACAGCGAGGCCCAGCAGAUGUACUACAUCCUCGAUGUGAUGUGUUGGCGGGGACACCCUGUGUACGACUGCCAGGUACCUUUUUGCCUCUGGCCCUGCCACUGGCUUGCAUCCCUGGCAGCUGUUUCCUCCUCUCUGUUCCCUUUCUGAGACACUUCCUGGAUUCUGCUAAAACUCACCUGUAAUGGUGUUUUUAGAGAUGUUGCCCCAUAGUUAAAUUUUAUUUUUUUUUAUUUAAUGGGGGGCAUAUAAGAGGUAAAACAAUUCUGGGAGCAAAGUAGACCCAAGCCAUUAUGGGACUUAAAUACUAAUAGUGACACCUUGAACAUGGCCCAGUAACAAAUUGGCAGCCAGUGCAGAUCUCUAAGCAGAGGUGUUAAUACGCUGACAGGGCCUCGCUCCUGUCAGCAACCAUGCUGCAGCAUUCUGCGCUGGCUGCAGCUUCCAGUGUUCAGCUGACUGCGGUUUUUGGCAUGGCGACCAAGACUAGCCCUAAAUAGUGGAUCCCUGUUUGUCUUGGCCACCUCUCCAUAUACUUUCUUUUAAUCUAUAACCAACAAAAGAGCUUAGCAAGAUAAGGGAUUCUGUUGAAGUCAUGAUAGUUUGCUUCACAAUCCAGAGCAGAAGCAGUUGCUCUGCUUCUACAAAGCUUCUGUGUUGCCUCCUUUUGGGGUUGUUCCAUGCGGAGCUCAUAGAAAUUCAGAUGGAUUUCCCAUAUUCAGGGCAGAGCUCUUGAGGCUGCUGCUUAUCAUUUAGUCCCCUAACAUGACCUUCCUGGCCAGCAUGGUGUAGUGGUUAAGAGCGGUAGACUCGUAAUCUGGUGAACCUGGUUUGCUUCCCCGCUCCUCCACAUGCAGCUGCUGGUGACCUUGGUCCAGUCACACUUCUCUGAAGUCUCUCACCUCACAGAGUGUUUGUUGUGGGCGAGGAAGGGAAAGGAGAUUGUUAGCUGCUUUGAGACUCCUUAAGGGGAGUGAAAGGUGGGAUAUCAAGUCCAAACUCCUUCUCCUCCUCUCUUUUUCCCCCCCAGACAGACUUCAGGUUCUAUUGGCUGCAUUCAAAAAUGCAGGAAGAAGAUGGCCUGGGAAAGAAAAGCCGGCUUAAUCCAGUAAGUCCUUUUUGCCCAGAAGUGUGGAUGUUCUAGACAAGUGAGACCUGCAAGGAAAUAAUCUGCUGUGAAGUCUUCCUGUUCAGGGCCCCCUUACAGGAUACUCCAUUCCAUUUACCCUCCCAAUCCCUGGUGUUCUGUCCUGUUCCCCCCUCCCCUUCCACCAGCCAGCAUGCUCAGCCUUCAAUCUGCUUUUUUUUUUUUUUUGCGGUGCAGGGUGUUCUUCCCUAAAUAUUUUUUAAUUAUUAUUUUUUGUGUGGGUGCUUCUGCAUACCUUUGGGUUUACCCGCAAACUCGCUGAUGCCUUCUCCUUGUGCUUGGGUGCUGUUGGUUUUGGAUGCGCAAGGGCUGGCAGGCACAUGGAGAAUAGAGUUUGCUGUGGCAAUAUAUCGGAGGGGAAACUUUCUCAGGUUAAGGGCCACAUUCCCUUCUGGGCAGCUUUCUGAGGGCCACAUGCUGCUGGUGGGCAGGGCCAGAGGCAACAGUGUGCAGAGAACAAAGCUAUAGACUUCGCUUUUGCACCAUGUGCUAGCUUCUACACAGGAUCAUCCACCCUUCUUUGUCAUUUGCGACCCUUCCCCUCUGCGGGGAGGUGGGACCGAUUCGGAUGAUCUGCCCUCGCCACUUAAUGGAUCCAAAUGGUUUCCAGAGAGUGGCAGGGGAUGCUUUAUCCCAUGUUGAUGGCCUUUCAGUUGAUUCCCUGGUGGCCUGCUGGAAUGUGGAGUUAACCGGGGCUAUUGACUGUUUAGCUCCGAAGCGCCCUCUCUGAUUGCAUGGAGCCCAGACAGCCCCAUGGUUUUCCACAGAUUUGAGGGCAAUGAAACAAUCGCUGUGAUGGCAAGAGUGCUGGUGACGGAGAACUCAUUCUGAAGCUGACCGGACACGGGUUAGAGCUCAAUGUCGAGCCUACCAAGUGGCGGUAGCGACGGUGAAGAAGACUUUCUUCACCGCCUCUAUUGCAUCUGCAGAAAACAGCAGCAAGAGACUCUUUCAUGUGGUUCGCAAUUUAGCGGAACAACCUGCUACAUCGGGGCCCAGUACGGGCCACAAGAUUUCCUGCAAUGAUUUUGCAAAGUUUUUUGCAGAUAAAGUCGCUCAGAUUCGGGAAGAAGUAGACUCCACCGUGGGAGCAGGGCCGGAGCGGGAGAGUGCUAGAGUCCUGUCUAGUCAAGUUGUGUGGGAUCAAUUCCAAUCUGUUACCCCCGAGGAUGUGGACAGGCUGCUUGGAUGAGUCAAACCAACCACCUGUCUCCUUGAUCCUUGCCCAUCCUGGCUUAUAAAAGCUAGCCGGGAAGGGCUGGGCGAUGGGAUUCGUGGGGUGGUAAAUGCUUCUCUCUGUGAGGGAGCCUUACCAGAUUUGCUGAAAGAGGUGGUUAUUAAACCCCUUCUUAAAAUACCAUCUUUAGAUGCGGCCAAUAUGGCCAACUAUCGCCCAGUUUCAAAUCUUCCAUUCUUGGGCAAGGUGAUUGAGCGAGUGGUUGCUGAACAACUCCAGGCACGCCUGGAAGAAGCGGACCAUUUGGAUCCCUUCCAGUUGGGAAUCAGGCCUCAUCAUGGGAUUGAAACUGCCUUGGUCGCACUGGUCGAUGAUCUCCAGAGGCAGGCUAGGGACAAAAGUGAGAGCUGUUUCCUAGUUCUGCUGGAUCUCUCAGCGGCAUUUGAUACCAUCGACCAUAACAUCCUUCUGGAUCGUCUAGAGGAGCUGGGAGCUGGGGGCACUGUUAUACAGUGGUUCCGUGCCUGCCUCCUGGGCUGUGUCCAGAAAGUGGUGUUGGGGGAUGAGUGUUCAGACCCCUGGGCUCUCACUUGUGGGCUGCCUCAGGAUUCUGUGCUCUCCCCCCAUGCUUUUCAACAUCUACAUGCAGCUGCAGGGAGAGAUCAUCAGGGGGUUUGUAUUGGGUGUUCAUCAAUAUGUGGAUGAUACCCAGCUCUACUUCUCUUUCAAAUAAGAACCAGUGACGGCGGUGGAUGUCCUGUGUGAGUGUCUGGAGGCAGUUGGAGGAUGGAUGGAUGGCAGCUAACAGACAGAAGUACUGUUUUGGGGGGACAGGAGGCGAGCGGGUGUGGAGGACUCCCUGGUCUUGAAUGGGGUAACUGUGCCCCUGAAGGACCAGGUGCGCAGCCUCAGAGUUGUUUUGGACUCACAGCUGUCCAUGGAGGCGCAGGUCAAUUCUGUGUACAGGGCAGCUGUUUACCAGCUCCAUCUGGUAUGCAGGCUGAGACCCUAUCUGCCCGCAGACUGCCUCGCCAGAGUGGUGCAUGCUCUGGUUAUCUCCCGCUUGGACUACUGCAAUGCGCUCUACGUGGGGCUACCUUUGAAAGUGACCCGGAAACUACAACUAAUCCAGAAUGUGGCAGCUAGACAGGUGACUGCAUCAAUAGGAGUAUAGCAUCUAGAUCAAGGGAAGUAAUAGUGCCACUGUAUUCUGCUCUGGUCAGACCUCACCUGGAGUACUGUGUCCAGUUCUGGGCACCACAGUUCAAGAAGGACACUGACAAACUGGAACGUGUCCAGAGGAGGGCAACCAAAAUGGUCAAAGGCCUGGAAACGAUGCCUUAUGAGGAAGGGCUAAGGGAGCUGGGCAUGUUUAGCCUGGAGAAGAGGAGGUUAAGGGGUGAUAUGAUAGCCAUGUUCAAAUAUAUAAAAGGAUGUCACAUAGAGGAGGGAGAAAGGUUGUUUUCUGCUGCUCCAGAGAAGCGGACACGGAGCAAUGGAUCCAAACUACAAGAAAGAAGAUUCCACCUAAACAUUAGGAAGAACUUCCUGACAGUAAGAGCUGUUUGACAGUGGAAUUUGCUGCCAAGGAGUGUGGUGGAGUCUCCUUCUUUGGAGGUCUUUAAGCAGAGGCUUGACAACCAUAUGUCAGGAGUGCUCUGAUGGUGUUUCCUGCUUGGCAGGGGGUUGGACUCGAUGGCCCUUGUGGUCUCUUCCAAUGCUAUGAUUCUAUGAUUCUAUGACUGGAAGUGGCCGCCGAGACCAUAUAACACUGGUCUUGAAAGACCUACAUUGGCUCCCAGUACGUUUCCGAGCACAAUUCAAAGUGUUGGUGCUGACCUUUAAAGCCCUAAAUGGAAGCCGCCCAGAGUGGCUGGGGAAGCCCAGCCAGAUGGGCGGGGUAUAAAUAAUCUAUUAUUAUUAUUAUUAUUAUUAUUAUUAUUAUUAUUAUUAUCCAUCCAGACAAGCAAGAGGCGGGAUCAGAGUUCAAGGACACAUUGCAGCCAGGAAAAAACACUCUGGGUACAAAGCAGAAACAGUGAGGGGAAUGGCCUGGGGGGACUUCUGGGGGCCAGGCAGGAGGGCUAAAUGUUUAUUACUAGUAGUAGUAUUAUUUCCAGUUGCUGAGCAGCUGCCAGCCAGCAAUGCAGCAGCCUAGUUGCAAGGUAUACAAUUUUGUUCUCUUCUCAUUGCAAAGAAGAAAUUAAACAUCUAUAAAGCAGCUCCUCUGGCUACAGGUCUGGGAAGGAUUUGGCCCCCUGCCUGAGGUUCCCCACCCCAGUGUAUAUGAUGUAGAUCAAUUCAGUAAAGAAUUGCUUAUCCUGGACCUGCCAAUCUUGGACACAGUAACAUCUCCCAAUGGUGAAAUAUCACCUUCCGGGCAUAAGGCAACCCUUCCGGAAGAUUAAAUUGUGUGUGCCUCCUUCCUUACUAUUUGGGUGUUAGCUGACUUCCUCCCUGCUUUUAAUCUCUCUGUUACAAAGGCAGAUGUAAACAGAAACCACCUACCUUCUUUUGGGGGGGGCGUUCUCCUGGUGCCUAUACUGUGGGCAGGAGAAGCUGGCAGGGGCAGAAUCUGUCUGCCUUCUGUACAGGGAAACUUUAGCAAAUAGCACAUCUCUCCAGGUUUCAGUUUGUAGAAGGCUUUGAUGAAGAAAAGGAACACUGCUUGAUUUGACCCACAGUGUGCUAAAGAGCCCCUUAGAACAGUAGUCUCAGGUGGAUGACUUUUAUGUUUGAAGGACUAACACAUGGGUAGGCAAACUAAGGCCCAGGGGCCGGAUCCAGCCCAAUUGCCUUCUCAAUCCGGCCUGCAGAUGGUCCGGGAAUCAGCAUGUGAGUAGAAUGUGUCCUUUUAUUGAAAAUGCAUCUCUGGGUUAUUUGUGGGGCAUAGGAAUUCGUUCAUUUCCCCCCCUCCAAAAUAUAGUCCAGCCCCCCAUAAGAUCUGAGGGACAGUGGACUGGCCCCCUGCUGAAAAAGUUUGCUGACCCCUGGACUAAUUGCUGCAACAAAAUGCUGCAGCAUAGGGUGCUCCUCUUCAGGAUUCCUGCCAGCUAUGCUCUUUCUUGGACACUCCAACCCCCACUUUUCUCUGGUUUACACACACAAAGAUACGGUUUCCCCCUUGUAACCACACAGGGCUUCUGGUCUGGAAAGAUUUCAGAAAUGGCUCUUGGGAUUUUCCUCUCAACUGCCAGCUGACUGCUUCUCUGGGAAACUUUGGAGAGCUGAACACCAUUUAAAGGCUUGUUGAAGAAAGAAAUGUGGGUCCCCAACUCCAUGUGUAUGUUCUGUGUCUAACACCCAUCCUCACCAUCUAUUUAUUUUAUAGCAGUGUAUAAAUUAAAUUAUUAUUAAUAAUAAUAAUAAUAGCAACAACAACAAUAACCAUCAUAAUGCUGGCUGGGCUGGUGGGAGUGGGAGUCCAAGCCCAUCUGGAUGGGGAACCUGUGGCCCUCCAGCCACAUAGCCCAUGGCUCAGCCACAGGUUAUCAGAAGGCUCUCCAGUGGGAGAGCUGGGUCCCUCUGGCAUGCCCCCUGGUUCUUCAACACAGGCUGCUCCUCUAAGAUGCUUUGCUGUGGGAGCUCCAGGUCACCCACCAAAGAGGAUUCCUCCAGUGAGGGGAGCAUAGCCCUUUCCUUGUGGGCAGCAGCCUUCUCAGCAACAGGGAUUCAGAGAUACACUGCCUCUGAAUCUGGAGGUUCCAUUCAGCCAUUGAGAGAUGAAUGGGAGAGUCUCAGAUGUGAGCACUUGUAGUUCUGAUCUUUCUUUUUUUUUCUUUUUCUUCCCUUUCAGUUUAAAUUUGUGGGACUGCAGAGUUAUUCCUGCACACCGGAAAGCCUGUGCAAGGUUCUGGCCACAGAUUUCCCCUUUGAGGUAAGUCAUCUGUUGGCACCACAGCUCUGUCUCUUUCAACCCUAAGACUUGUAUUCCUGGUGGAGAAGACCCCCCAAAGAACCUGGAGAGUAGGAGCCCCAGGGGCAACAGGUUCCAGCUAAGCAAUACUGCUUACUGCCCCCCCCCAAUUAAUAAAGUUUACAGGACCAAUAAAAAAGUAUUUCUUCAUGCAGCACAUAGUUAAGCAAUGGAACUUGCUCCCACAGAAGGCAGUGAUGGCCACCAAUUUGGAUGGCUUUAAGGAGGAUGCAAAAGAUUACCCGGGAGGGACUGCAGGCCUUGGACUGAAAAAGCCCUCAACCCCUUGCUUGAUGCAGACAGCCCAGAGCUGUGAUUGGGCACCCCCAAGUAUGGCUUCCAGCCUGUGCUUGACCGUCCAAGCGAGGGAGAGCCAGCAUGCCCCCAAGGGGAGUCGGCUCUGAUGUCCUGCUGCUGUUACAGUUUCAGAGUUUUGUCCAAUGUUCUGCUGAAAUUGCCUUCCUUUAACUUAAGCCCCAAAGAUCUGACCCUGUCCUUUUGAGGGAGCAGAGAACGUGUGUGCCACAAAUAUUCGGAUUAGCAGGAAGGAAGAGAAAUGGGCCAGUACCAUGUGGAUGGGGAGCAGAUGGCAGCUGUCAGUCACUCGCGAACAUGGCUGGGGCUGGUACUGGCACAGGCAUCGGCUACAGCUCAGGAGGUGGCUUUUAUGCUGUUGCCCUCUAGAAGCACUCAUUCUCUCCACUGGACCAAACUGUUAAGAAGCAUUAGAAAGAACUUUCUGAUGGUAACAGCUGUUUGGCAGUGGAACAGACUACUUCAGAAGGUGGUGAACUCUUCUUUAUCGGAAGUUUUUAAAAAGAGGUUGGGUGCUCUUCUGUUGGAGAUUACUUAGCUGCUGUCAUGAGAGCCUUUGGGGGGCUUAAGAGUGAGUAAAACAGUUCUCUAAGCAAAUGAGUAAAUAAGGCCAUCAGUCGUUGCUGUCAUGAUGGUUCUAUGCCCCGUCCAGGUUUAGAGAACAGAAGCACUAAGAGGAGUCUGCUGGAUCCGGCCCAUGGGGGCCCCUCUAGGCCAGUAUCCUGUUCCCACAGUGGCCAGCCAGAUGUCUGUGGGGAACCUGCAAGUGGGAUUCAAGCAUUUGAGUCCCCUCCCCUCGUAUGAUCUCUACCAAAUGGCAUUCACCACCCUAAAACCUCCAGGUAUAGGGUGGUAUAUAAAUAAAAUAAAAAUCCAGAAGCAUGGCUGCCUCCGACCAUGGAGGCAGAACAUAGCCAUGGUGACUAGGAGCCAUCAUCAGCUCUCUCCAUGAAUUUAUCUAGUCCUCUUUUAACCAGGCAAGUUGGUGGUCAUCACUGCAUUUUGUGGGAGUGAGUUCCAUGGUUUAACUCUGCACUGUGCACAGAUGGACUUCCUUUUAUCUGUCCUGAAUCUUCCAGCACUCAGAGGGAGCAGGCUCUGGAUACCAGUCUGUGGGGACCUCAGGUGAAGAGGGCCGUUGCCCUGACAGGCUUCCCAGAGGCAUCAGGUUAGGAAGUGGAAAUGUGUUGGAUUUGCUUACAGACUCCAUGCUGUUGUUGUGCAAGAGGGCUUAACAACUUGUUUGUGCCACAUGUUGGAACCAGACGUUCCGAGUCUGCCUGUCCUCCAGCUCCCUCCCUUCAGAUCACAUUCUUCCUUUCUGACCGAGUCUCAGGGAAUCAAACAUCCUUUCCCUCCCCUCUUGCUUGCAAGGAGAGGCAAGCAGGAGGAAGCCUAUUUUCCUCCUCCUCCUCCUGCUGCUGCUGCUGCUAGUGAAAGAAAGUUAAACAAUAAGAGAUGCAGCUCUGGAGACCUUCUCUUAAGAACCAAAGCAGAGCUUCUGCUGGAUCCGGCCAAAGGGGUCCAGCUGGUCCAGCCUCCUGUUCUCACAGCGGCCAACCGGAUGCCCCCAAGGAAACCUGCAAGCGGGAUUUGAGCACAAGAGCAGCCGUCUCCCCUCCUGUGGUCUCCCUGUUGCUCCAGCUUCAAGACGUAGCGCAGACGCCGGCUCACAGAGAGACUCACUGACUGGCCAAUGAGCUCAAGAACCUGGACCAUCAAUCGUCCCCUAUCUGCCUCAUUCUUUUUUAAAACCAUCCAGUUUGGUAGCCAUCACUGCUCCUGUGGGAGUUCCAUAGUUUAACUGUGUGCUGCUUCCAUGUACUUCCAUGUAAAAUGGAGCCCUCAAUGGCUCCAGCAACUGGCAGAGCUCAGAUCAGAAUGAUCCUCCAAAUCCAAGUGGAGAGUCUCCUGUUUCUGAGCAGCCCCCAGCCCCAGCUAUUGAACAUUGCAGAUUCUGACCAGGCUGGUGUGGCAGUAGCUGGAUUUGAGCAGUAUUUGGCAGGUCCCCGCUUUCCAAGCCGUCCUGGGACCAAAGGAGGUGCCGGAGUUACUGGCCAGGAUCCAAGGAAACUGCUGAGGAGUCCCUUGCAUGUUCUAACUGCUUGGCAGGGGGUUGGACUCGAUGACCCUUGUGGUCUCUUCCAACUCUAUGAUUCUAUGAAAUGCAGCUGUGCCAGUAGAACUUGGCCAAUGGAAGCCCAUUUUGACUACACACACUAACGGAGACUCCGUUCUUCCUCAUUUAAGUUUAGUGCAGCUAAGCCUAGCUUGGGAGCAAAGGCUCCUUUUUUGUUAAUGACUUGAUUCAGUAAUAUGAUGCUACACUUGGCUGUGUGGGUGACUUAUAGAUGUUGGAUAUCACAGCACUGCCCAACCUGCAAAGCAUGGUUUGGUGAUCUGGGAUUUCCUGCAAGCUCAAGUGGGCUCUGCCCCUUCCUUUUCCUUGGGGCACGUGCACUUGUUGGCUCAGUGGAACAUAGAAAGAAGCUGCUUUAUCCUGAUGAAUAGACCAUUUGUCCAUUUAACAUCAGGAUAAAGUAUUGUCUUCAUGCAGACUAGCAAUUUCAGACUAGCAUUGUCCUAAGCUCUAGCUGGAGAUUCAGAUGGUUCAAGACAUACAGACAGUUCUGGCCAGAUAAAAGAAAGGACUUCUUCACACAGAACAUGGUUAAGCUAUGGCACUCACUCCCACAGGAGGCAAGUUGGGUGGCUUUCAGAGGGGUUUGGGCAAAUUCAUGGAAGAGAAGACUAUCCAUGCCUCCUGGCCAUAAUGCCUCUGCUCUGCCUCCCCUGUCAGGCAGGAACGCUUCUGAAUGCCAGUUGCUGGAAACCACGGGGGGGGGGGGGGCUCUUACACUCAGGUUCUGCUUGCAGAUUUCCCACAGGCAUCUGGCUAGCCACUGGAGACAGGAUGCUGGAAACAGGUGAGUCAUUGGCCUGAUCCAGCAGGUGCUUCGUAUGUUGUAUGAAUGCUGGUAAUCUCUAGCUCCAGUUAGUUUAGGAAUGAUUAUGUUCCACUGGAGAGAGCCCGUUCCGUCGCAGCCAAGCCAUACCUCCCUCCUGUGAUAGGAACUGCCUGGUGUCUUCUGCAUCUGAACAAACUCAGCACCAUUUGCAUGAGAACAAAUUAGAUCCCUGACUUCUUUGUUAACAAGAAAUAAGCUUGGUACGUCUCUUUCGGGAAUGUGUAAUUAGUAAGAAAUGGUGUGGGGUCAUAGCUGGGAAAUUCCAGGCUAUAACAUGUCAUUCGGCCUGCUAUUUGCAUUGUUUGGCAGUGUAAGAAAGAAAGUACUCAUGGAUGAUGGACAGAUGAUGAUUUGUUACUAACGGCAGCCAGGCGGGCGAUUGACCAUAAGUGGAAACAGAGGGACCUGCCAUCACUGAGAAAUUGGAUGAGUGGGAUCUGGGAUGUGCAGUAAUGUUGAAGCUUGCAGAUAUUUUUAAACACAGACAGUAAAACAAGCAUUGUAGACUGCAAGCCCCAUCAUCCCCUGAGCAUUGGCCAUGGUGGUCAGAGCUGCUAGGAGUUAUAAUCUCACAGCAAUCUGUAGGUUGGGGAAAAGCUGUGACUUUUCCAGAGUACUGCAUGUAACAAGUCAAUGCAUCAGUUUUGUAGAGAAAUGCUCCAUGUUCAUGAUGCACCAAAAAUAGGUACAGGAUAAUACUCAGCCCUGUAGUUUAUCAAGAGUUGUGCAGUGCAUAUAAUUAGGAUAAUACAGAUAAUUAGGUUAUUUAUCCUACUUUCCCCCCUUCUCUAUCAUUUUGGAAACUUCUAAUUUCCAAGGAUGAUUAUUGUUCAGUGUAUGAUUGUGUUACUAUGUGUUUGAUUUUUCUCUCUGCAAAAAGAAAAAAACAAUGUUAGCACAAACCUGAGAAACAGACUAAAGUAAACACAGAGAAACAGGGCUGUUUCCAGAGUAAAUUAGGUCCCUGCGCAUGGAGGCAAAAUGGAGCCUCCCUAUCCAGAGGCAUUGUACCACUGAAAUACCUGUGGCUGAGUGAGCAACAGCAGGAAGGGACUUUCCCCCUCAUGUCCAGUUUGGAGGCUUCCUGAAGGUAGACGUGAUGGGCCUCUCACCUCAUAUCUGGCAGAACUCUUCUCGUGUCCUCUUGCAGCGUUUACUGCCCUGUGUCGGUUGCCCUGAGCCAUCCUGGCUUGAGAGCAGUACACACCUGGCUUGAGAGCAGUACAUGUGAAAAGGAUCUAGGAGUCUUGGUUGACCACAAACUUGACAUGAGCCAAGAGUGUGACGCGGCAGCUAAAAAAGCCAAUGCAAUUCUGGGCUGCAUCAAUAGGAGUAUAGCAUCUAGAUCAAGGGAAGUAAUAGUGCCACUGUAUUCUGCUCUGGUCAGACCUCACCUGGAGUACUGUGUCCAGUUCUGGGCACCACAGUUCAAGAAGGACACUGACAAACUGGAACGUGUCCAGAGGAGGGCAACCAAAAUGGUCAAAGGCCUGGAAACGAUGCCUUAUGAGGAAGGGCUAAGGGAGCUGGGCAUGUUUAGCCUGGAGAAGAGGAGGUUAAGGGGUGAUAUGAUAGCCAUGUUCAAAUAUAUAAAAGGAUGUCACAUAGAGGAGGGAGAAAGGUUGUUUUCUGCUGCUCCAGAGAAGCGGACACGGAGCAAUGGAUCCAAACUACAAGAAAGAAGAUUCCACCUAAACAUUAGGAAGAACUUCCUGACAGUAAGAGCUGUUUGACAGUGGAAUUUGCUGCCAAGGAGUGUGGUGGAGUCUCCUUCUUUGGAGGUCUUUAAGCAGAGGCUUGACAACCAUAUGUCAGGAGUGCUCUGAUGGUGUUUCCUGCUUGGCAGGGGGUUGGACUCGAUGGCCCUUGUGGUCUCUUCCAACUCUAUGAUUCUAUCCAAAAUUCUGGAACCUUUUCCCAGAACACCUCAGCAGUACUAGAUGACCGUCCUCUUUUGCUCCCAUUAAUACAGUAGUGUUCCCCAUUUUGCAGAGGGAGGGGCUGAGGCACAGAGUGUAGCCCAGGGUCCAAAGGGAACUGUUGCUCAGCCAGGCAAAGUCCUUGCCAGCAAGGCAAGCCGCUGGCGGAAAGGCAGUAAGGCAGGGGCUGAGGCUGUGGCUUUAUAAUGCUUGGCGGAACCUGAUUGGCCCCUGGGAAUCAGCUGAGAGUGUCAGCUGACUGAGCCCCAUAUUGUACUGCAACCUAGGUGGUGCUGUUGAGCAACACUGCUCGCUCUGUAAGGCAGGCAUAGGGGACCCUCCAAAUCGUGUUGGACUCCAGCUCCCAUGAGCUUCAGCCAGCAUGGUCAACCGUCAGGGAGGAUGGGAGCUACAGUCCAACAACAACUGAAGGGGCCAUGGACACCCCCCCACACACUGCCACAUCCCUACCUGCCUGGCUUUGGCGAUGGAAAUGUGUCUCUGAGGAGCCCCUUUUUAAAACAAAAGCACCCCCACCCACAGUUCCUUGGUUUGAGACCAGCAUCAUGUCUGGCUCUAAGCAUGCCUCACGCAUGGCCAUUUUGCUGCCACAGUUCGCAGCUCAGCUGCUUCUGUCUCGUCUAGAGAGUCUGGAACCUCUGGCUGUCCAGAGAGCAAAGUGCUGAUGCUACUCCUUGCCGGUCAGACCCCAGGCUCUUAGGCAAACAGUAACUUCAUCCAUCCUUCCUGAUUCAGCUGGCGUCAGUGCCGUGAGUCAGUGGGAAGGAGGCAGACGGUGCAUUAAAUAAACACGAGCAGCUUCACAGGAUGGAAUAAUCUGGGCUACUGAAAAGUGGAGAGGCUAUUAACAAAGGCAGCGCCUUUGAGCCUCCGGAUUCUGCUGCUCUCCGGGGACUUUCCCUAAAUGCCUUGAUCUUGGGGGGGGCACUGAGGCGGGAGAGUGUGGUUUGAUCCUCUUCCUUUUGGAGUGACCAAGUGGGAAACCCUUCAGUCUUCUUUUUUUAAAAAGCUAGGAGAGGGCAGGCAUUCCCCACUUUGGGAAGCUUUUUUCUUUGUUUGUGUCCCAAACAGUAUAAAUGGUAUGAAACUGAUUUAUGCACUUAGAAGGGUUGAAAGUGUCCAUCCUGGUAAUUCUCAUCAGCCAAGCCAGCUGGCUCCAGCUGUUGGGAGGUCCAGUGUGAAAUGGUGGUUGGAGAAGGCUGUGGUUGGGCAAGGUCGAAAAGCGCAUGGUACAGCCAGCCCCCAUCCUGAAAGCAAGCAGAUUUUGGUCUGGCCAGUGUCUGAACUGGAGAAGGGCUGGUAAUAUGAAUCAUGUAUAUACCAUCUUCCGUUCCAUAUGGGGGAUGCAGGAUAACCAUGCAGUCAUUAAACAAGUGUCCCCUUUAGUUUUGGACUGCAACCAGCAUGGGCUGGGGGCAUCAGAGUCCAAGAGCUGGAGGGUGCCAGCUGGGGAAGGCUGGCUUAAGACAUAGCUGUAUAGUUUUGACCUAAGGGGUGCAGGUACUGAAUUCUUGUAAGUAUUUUAGUUUUUAAAGUAGCAAACAGAAACAGUGUGUUUUUUGGGAGGGGGUUAGGGUGACAAUACUUCCUUUGCCCCUCUGGUUGAAUUGUGUACAUAUAAUAAUAAUAAUAAUAAUAAUAAUAAUUUAUUAUUUGUACCCCGCCCAUCUGGCUGGGUUUCCCCAGCCACUCUGGGCGGCUUCCAUAGAAACAAAAAAUACAGUAAAAUAUCACAGAUUAAAAGCUUCCCUGAACAGGGCUGCCUUAAGAUGUCUUCUAAAUGUCAGGUAGUUAUUUAUCGCUUUGACAUCUGAUGGGAGGGCGUUCCACAGGGCGGGCGCCACUACCGAGAAGGCCCUCUGCCUGGUUCCCUGUAGCUUUGCUUCUCGCAAUGAGGGAACUGCCAGAAGGCCCUCGGCGCUGGACCUCAGCGUCCGGGCAGAACGAUGGGGGUGGAGACGCUCCUUCAGGUAUACUGGGCCGAGGCCGUUUAGGGCUUUAAAGGUCAACACCAACACUUUGAAUUGUGCUCGGAAAUGUACUGGGAGCCAAUGUAGGUCUUUCAAGACCGGUGUUAUGUGGUCUCGGCGGCCGCCCCCAGUCACCAGUCUAGCUGCCGCAUUCUGGAUUAAUUGUAGUUUCCGGGUCACCUUCAAAGGUAGCCCCACGUAGAGUGCAUUGCAGUAGUCCAAGCGGGAGAUAACUAGAGCAUGCACCACUCUGGCAAGACAGUUUGCGGGCAGGUAGGGUCUCAGCCUGCGUACCAGGUGGAGUUGGUAGACAGCUGCCCUGGAUACAGAAUUGACCUGCGCCUCCAUGGACAGCUGUGAGUCCAAAAAGACUCCCAGGCUGUGCAACUGGUCCUUCAGGGGCACAAUUACCCUAUUCAGGACCAGGGAGUCCUCCACACCAGCCCGCCCCCUGUCCCCCAAAAACAAUACUUCUGUCUUGUCAGGAUUCAACUUCAAUCCAUUAGCCGCCAUCCAUCCUCCAACCGCUUCCAGGCACUCACACAGGACCUUCACCGCCUUCACUGGUUCUCAUUUGAAAGAGAGGUAGAGCUGGGUAUCAUCUGCAUAUUGAUGGACACCCAGUACAUACAAAGCAGUAUUUUUCCAAAGUCUCCAAAAACAGAUGGGAAAUAAGAUGCCAAAACAAUUAACCUUGUUUGGGUCACAUGUUCUGAGCUUUUUUAAAAUAAAUGACUAAAUGAAGGUUGUUUUGUGCAAGAAAAACUCUCAGCAUCCAAUUUAAAAGGUGCAAAGGGACAAUGGAACCCAACAAUCCUGUGAGAACUGAGUGCCAGGGAUACAGAGGGAGUGAGGUGCUGAACCCUGGUUGAUGGGUGUUGUGGUGAAUGUGUGGGUGUAACACAUACUGUAUGUUACAUGCACAUAGAAUCUUAGAGUUGGAAGUGACCCCGACAUAUGGCCACCCAACCUCUGCUUAAAAACCUCCAAGGAAGAAGAGGCCUUCUGAUAGUAUCUUCUCUCAGUCUCCUCUUUUCCAGGCUAAAUAUGCCCAGCUCCUUCAACCGUUUCUCAUAAGGCUUGGUUUCCAGACCCCUGACCAUCUUGCUUGCCCUCUGCACAUGUUCCAGCUUGUCAACAUCCUUCCUAAAUUGUGUUGUCCAGAAUUGUACACAGUAUUCCAGGUGUGGUCUAACCAAGGCAGAAGAGAGUGGGACUGUGACUUCCCUUGAUCUGGACACUAGAUUUCUGUUGAUGCAGCCUAAAAUAGCAUUAGCUUUUUUUGCUGCUGCAACCCUGUGUGAACUCAUGUUUAGCUUGUGGUCUACUAAGAGCCUUAGAUCUUUUUUUCAUGUGUUGCUGUCAGGCCAGGUGCCACCCCCCCACCCCCGCCGUAUGUUCUGAUACACAUAAUUUAAAGCAUGCACACCAAACCUUUGUAAUGAUGCUACAAGCUUUGCAUUCAUCCAGUGAAGCUGAAUGUUGAAAGAGUCAGGACAGUCGAAAGAACGCAUCCCCCCCCCCCCAGCUCAUAGUUAAACUGCGGAAUGUGCUUCCACAGGAGGUAUUGAGUGAAGGAAUGAAGGAAGGAAUGUGAUGGCCACUGACUUGGAUGGCUGCUGGCCCUGAUGACUCUGCUCUCCCUCCAUUGGUGGAGGCAACAAGCUUCUGAGUGCCACUUGCUGGAAGUUGCAAGUGGGGAGUGUGUUGUGCUCAGAUUCUGCUUGUGGGCUUCCCAGAGGCAUCUGGUUGGACCACUUCGGGAAACAGGAUACCCGGUAAACAGGCUUCUGAGCUGAUCUAACAGGGCAUUUUCUUUUUACAAAAUCCAAGGUAUCACCCAUGACAUCUCUCUCGGAAGGGUCUUGGCUGUGGUCCCUGGGAAGCUGUGGUUUGCCAAGGGCCCCCAUACAACGCAGUGUGUCAGUGGGUCUGGCUGUUAACCAGAAGGUUGGUGGCUGGAGCCCACCCAGAGACAGUGUGGGCAGGCUUCCUGCAUUGCAAGGGCUGGGAUUAGAUGAUCCUUGGUGUCCCUUCCAACUCUGUGAUUCUAAGGUUGAUGCUGCUGGCUUUGGCGGCAUUGAUCAAAGCUGCUUCUUUCGAGCCAGGGCUCUUAAGGAAAGACAAUGCUGGAGCGGGAAUGAGGAGCCCCCCUCACCGGCCAGAAAUGCUUGCAGAGAGUUUGUGUCUUUUGUCAUCAUUCCCUCCCCCCAACUUCUUCCCAGCUUCCGCUGCUCCUUUUUCCAGAGUCAUCACUUCCCUGCACACAAAUUGCCUUUUAAAAGCACAGGCCAAUUUAGCUGAAAGUAGCAAAAGCUCAAAUCUUAGGAAACUCCACAGCAGGUUAUCUGUAAAAUUCUGUUCCCCUUGGGGAGCUGAACAUGAGGGGUAAUAGAAAAAUCUUUUCUUUUCUUUUCUUUUUUUACUGCCAAAGGGGGAAUGUAUGUACAUGGGACUAGCAGGAGGGGUGUGGAGUAUUCGCCAGCUGCAGUAUUGCAGCAAGAGGAAAUGAUGGAAAGAGUUAAGGCUUGUUAAAGCACAGGAUGCUCUUAAUUCACAUUGAUUGUCAGAGGAGAGGAGGAUCCUGGGAAUGUUAAGGAUUUCUUCAGCCUGAGCAAGCAAGAAGAUACAAAACACAGCCACUCUCCCCUCCCUCCCCACCCUUAUGAAGCUGGAGGUACCAGCAACUAUUUUUCACAUUCUAAAUUCAUUGGAAUGCAAAUCUCAAUUCCCACCCCCACCCUCCUGGAAUCUCAAUGGAAUGGAAGUAUUUGCAUCCAAGGAAGCACACUUUAAAUUAUUUAAAUUAUUAUUAUUUAAAUUAUUAUUAAAUGCAUGUUUAAGGUUGCAUUCAAGCCAGUGCAAGGCUUGACUUGUCCCUUCCAUUUUUAUUAGAAGAUUUGGUCACUCAGCAGCAUGCACUUCCCUGACAUUGUAUCAGUUUCAAGGGAUAUAAGAAUUGCAGAACUUUUGUGUUCUAAUUUAGUGUGCCCCAAAUGCCAUUUGUUAGAUACUUAGAAGUAUUUCCUAGGUGCUGCCUUUGAAAAUGACAGCUAGAACAUUUGAGACUAACCAGUCUGGCUGGUAUUAUUUUCAUGAAACAAUGCACUUUUAGAAAUGGGGACAUCCCCCAGAGGAAGCUACAGCAGGGGAUUUGCAUAUGAAGUGCUUUGAACACUUGAAAAUGCUGUGAAAAUGUUGAUUGUUUAUUAAAUGUAAGAGCUUUACCAGUUCAGAUGAAAGGCUCAUCCAGUCCAGCAUCCUGUUUUCCACGAUAGAAAGCUAGAUGCCUCCAUCAAGCAUCCAACAAGGGUCUACAUCAUCUCCCUUUGCCCCCUCAGCAGCUGGUGUUUGGAGGUAUACUGCCUCUGAACCAGGAGGUUCUAUGGAACCAUUAUGGCUAGUAACUUGCUCCAUAAAAUUGUCCUAAAAGGUAAAGGACCUCUAAUAGUUAAGUCCAGCUACAGACGACUCUGGGGUUGUGGCACUCAUCUCGCUUUACAGGCCGAGGGAGCUGACGUUUGUCCACAGACAGUUUUUCCGGGUCAUGUGGCCAGCAUGACUAAGCCGCUUCUGGUGAAACUAGAGCAGCACACGGAAACACCAUUCACCUUCCCACCAGAGCAGUACCUAUUGAUCUACUUGCACUUUUUGGGGGGGCGUGCUUUCAAACUACUAGGUUGGCAGGAGCUGGGACCAAGCAACGGGAGCUCACCCCAUUGCAAGGACCUUCUGAUCGACAAGCCCAAGAGGCUCAGUGGUUUAGACCACAGCCCAUGUCACAAAAAUUGUCCUAUCCCCUUUUAAAAACCGCGAACUUAGUGGCCACCAUUGCACCUUAUUGCAGUGAAAUUCCAUAAGUUAGCUUUGCAUUUAAGAACUGUCUUGAACAACAUAGAAGCAAAGUGAUGGAUUAAAAAAUUAAUUUCAAUGUUGCUGUUUUCUCAUUCCACAAUGACUGCACUGAUGGGGCUUCGGCAAAGGCUUUGUAGACCCAAUGGUCAACAAAGUAGGGUACUAAAUCUUUAAAAUUGGACUUAAUAGGACCUUGCUUUUUAAAUCUCACAUAAGCGUUAUUGCCUGGGAAAUGUCUAAUGCUGUCUCCAUAUUGGACAGAAGCAAUAGCAUAGCUAAUCUUGUUUUGCAGGCAACUCUGCCCCAAUGGCAAAUAUAUUGUGGAAGAUGCUUGUGGAAUUAGGAAUUGAUCAUCAUUUGCUGAUCUUAAUACAGAAUUUAUAUUCCUUUAACAUUUGCCAAAUCAAACUCAGUGCCAAAGGUCAGCUUUAUUCCAACAUCCCGAAUACGAAAGGUGUAAAACAAGGGUGUAUUCUUGCCUCUUUUCUUUUUAAUUUAUUUUUAUCAGAUCUUCCAGAGCACAUUGAAAAAGUAGAAUCACAUGGCCCCAAAAUCAAUCAAAACCCGGUCCCAUUGUUACUGUAUGCGGAUGAUGUGGCCUUAUUAUCACUGACGAUAGGUCUGAAACAUCUGAAACAUCUUUUACUUUCCCUGGUUUCCUAUUAUGAAAGCAAUACAUUUUCAAUAAAUUAUGAGAAGACAAAAUUUCUGAUCUUCUCUAAUUCCUGGAUAUUAGAGAAAUGGAAAAUUAGAGGACAAGAAAUCCAAGUAAAGUAAAGAUUCAAAGAUAUCUCAGAAUUUUAUUCCAGAGCAACUCAGGUUGGUCAAACCAUCACGUAAGUGCUAUGAAACAGGCAAAGUUUACCUCCUCAACAGUAGCUCGCUUUUCUUUUCAGAAAGGUAACCAAUUUAUACCAGCUGAUAUUCAGAUUUUUCAAACUAAAGUGUCGUCCCAGAUACUUUUUGGGAUCCCAAUAUGGAUACAAGCAUAUAAUAGUGAUUUAGAUAAGAUACACUCAAGUUUCUUGAGACGUGUCCUGGGGCUCCCAAGUUCAAUCAAGUAUGAGAUGAUGUGUGCAGAACUAGGUAUACACACAAUGGAAUAUUGGGUGUGAGCUAACACUGGAAAACACUGGUUGCGUUGCCAUUUCCGUUGUCAACCCUCGAGUCUGCUCUCUGACUUGAGGACUUUUAUAAAUCCAAAUGGUUCUAACUCUUACAUAACAAAAUCAGAUCUAUUGGCACUGACUUGGAACUCAUGUAUAAUUCAAGUGAGCAAUAUAUCACAAUAGUCAAUCCAGAUUAAGGGUCAUUGAAAAACGAAACAUCAAGUCAGCUGUAAAUAAAAUUUGCUCCCCCAAGUUCUAUGGUUUAAAUACAACAGAUAACAGGGUCACUUAUAUUUCACAAUUAAUAAUUCCAGUCCAACACAGGGCCUUUAUGUUAGCCCAACUGAACGUUUUCUCCUCAGCUUUUGUCAAGGGCAGAUAUUCAAACAUCCCCAGAAAUAAUAGACAUUGUGGAUGUUCUUUGAAUGUGCUAGAUGCUGUAAAACAUAUACUUUUCCACUGUCCAUUGUACAAUCAGCUACGCAAACGUGUGCUAUCCCCCUUUUUGGGUAGUCUAACAUCACGGCAUGGUGAAAAUAUCAGAUUCAAUCUGUCUGACAUUAACCCGGAAGUAACUGCAAAGGUGGCUGAGUUUUUUGUCAACAGUAUCUCAGAGUGGUGAAUAGCACUAUUUAGUGGGAAGAAACUCCAAUGAAAACCCUUGUUAUUACAUAUUUUACAUGGCUGUUUAUUUGUAUAUUUUUUAAAUAUGGAUGUUUGAUGAUGGCCUAUAUUUGUAAUGUCUAAUAAAGGUUUGGUGAAGUAAGUAAGUAAGGAGGCAAAUGUUUUUUUGUUUUCUCAUUACAUCCCAACCAAUGGGGACCUUGCCAGAUGGACGUGCCAGCAGGAUUAUGCAGGCAGUUUUAAUUACUAAGCAGCACUAGAUAUCCAGGUAUCUUCUCCUUAAGCAGUUAGAUUUGCAAAUACAAAACCCAAUCAUGUAUCUAUUUAAAAAAUAACCCAAGUGUGGGGGUGGGGUUGGAGCUUUUUACAGAGAGACUUUUGGCUAGUUGAUGAAAAGCCACUCAUGUGAUGGCGUACACAAGAGAGUUAUAAAUCUGUAUUGUACCUUACAGUGGCCUGGUGAUUAAAAGAAAAAGACAGGGCUUCUGCAGCUGUAAUAGUUGUAGAGAAGAGGGGAUUCUCCCCACCACCACCACAUCCUCUUUUUACUUGGCUACCCUAUCAAUGCACCUCAUUUUUCAUAUUAUUUAUUUGGUAACACUUACAUGCUGUGCCAAAGUGCUCAAAGCAGUUUUCUUUUUCUUUUUUUAAAAUAAUAUUUAUUGAGAAUUUAAAAUUACAGAGAAAAAAAAGGAAAAAACAAGAAAUAAAAGAAAAAGGAAAAAGGUAGGCAAAAAGAGAAAUUAAACAAUACAAGUCAAUAAAAACAAAAAUCAAAAAGAAAACAAAACACACAAUACAUCAAUAUCCAAAAAAACACACAAAAACAAAAAAAAUUAAAAACAAAUCCAAUAUUCCCAAAUCUUUAUCUUUCAUUAACUUGUUUCAGCAACCUCCUCACACCUCCCUUUUUUGUAUUCUAGUUAUUAAUUAUCUCAGCAAAUCCUUUCCAUCUUUCACAAUAUUCUGUCAUUAAAUUACCUUAAUUUAUUUUAACCUUAUCUUACCAUAAAAAGCCCUAAAGCUUAAAACUUAAAUCUUAUUUAUGCAUAAUUCUUUUUCACAUAACAUAUUUAUACAUAAUUCUUUUUAACUUUUCUACUAAAGCCAAAUAGUUUCAUUCCAACAUUUUUCUAAUACUCAUUAAUUUUACAGUGAUUUUCUAAAUGAAUUUUUAAAACUUUCUUCCAAUCUUCAUCCAUCGUCUCUUCUUCCUGGUCUCGGGUUUUGUCAGUCCUUUCUAUCCCAUCCAUCUAGUCCAUCAACCUGGUGACCUUCUAUCCGAGGCUCUUAAGUCUUUUCCAUGUCCCUUCCGCAGGUCUUCUUCAUGUUUAUACCUGCACUUUACUUUAUCUUCUGCUAAUCUUAUUCUUAAUUUCCUUCCUUUCUCUCGGGGAGACUCCAACUUGACAAUAUCUUUAUCCCUUCUCAACAAGUCAGCCCAUUCUCCAUAGUCGACAUUGAAAUCCAAAAGAUAUUUGAAGGCAUGCUUCAAAGUCCCUCCAUGGUUAAGGGCCCCCACAACUCCAAACUCCCCCUGGCCCAAAGCCAGAUCCAAAAAGUCAAAACAUCCCUGCAUAGGGGGAUCUAUCCAACUUCCCAUCUCCAGACCAAACAGUACUCCAUCUCUCCAAAUCUGACUUUCUCCAGGUUCUGUCGUCAGAGACAACAACUUAUGUUCCUUCAAGGCCGCAGCUCUCUCCAUUUCUACUACUUGAGGUUCAGCAACAACCUCCUCCUUUAUCUUCUUCGUCACUUGCUCUGUCAGAGCACAUUUCUGGAUUAAUUCCUGAGUGGUUUCUAUAUAGGUAUUCACUGUUUGUCCAAAAUUGCCAACUGCAACAGUCAUCAAAUCCAUCUUCUCAUGUAGCUGUUCCAGUAAAGCGCUUAUUUUGCAAAAAGCAAGCACUAAAGCUUCUUCUGGGCACAUUCUUGUUCAAGGUCAAAGUCUAGUCUCACGAUCUUUAAUCUCUGCAGCUGCAGAAUUCCCCAGAUCGACUCUAACAACAGUUUCACAAGCUCCCUCUAGAGGAAACAAUUUCUAAUUGUAUCCGUCUUUUUAAAAGCAGAUCUAGCAACAAAGUUCCUUUCGUUUUUCAGAUAUUUUGUUCCUUUUAAGUGCAAAAGGGAACAUUGGAAUCAAUAUGUUUCUCUUUUUUAACUAUCUGUCAAAAACGUUUUGUCCACAGUCAAUGAACUACCCCAAAGCGUCUGUCUCUGACACCCCGCUCCCAGGUUCAAGACGGUGGAAAUUUAUCUUUCUUUACUCUCUCUUCUGCAGGUUUAAACAGUCUAAAAAGAUUCCCCCCUCUUCUCCUGCUUCCAAGGGGGGUUUAGUAAUUUUAACUGAUGGAAACGACUUUCCAGACUCUAGCUUGCAAUGUCUUUGCUUCAAUCUAUUUACAAAAGCGGAAGGCGGAGUUCCUGUUUAGACCUUCCCGCUUCGGUGCCAAAUUAAGAAGUUUCAUAGUCCAAUUUUCCGUUCUACUCACGGGCAGUUGUUUAAAAUCCAAUUGUCCACAGGAAAAAGUCAGCGCUCUCCGGCAACAGCAAUGCGGCUUCACUCUGUGAAAAGAGCAGUUGAUUCGAAGCACCGCGCCAUUCACCCCACGUCUCUCUGGAUCCCCGAAACUGGGUUUCCCCGCGAGUAGGGGAGGCGCAAAAGGUGCCAGCCGAAUCCCACAUCCACAGGCUUCUCCCGCCUGUGGUUUUUAAUGGGUCUCCGCCUCGCCGCGGCGGUCCAGACCCUAGUUCUCACGAAGCGGGUUCCAACCGAUCAGAGGAAAUCCGCCAUUGCCGGAGGCGCUAACCCAGAAGUCCGUAAUCAACCAAAGCAGUUUUCAGUUUAGGAUGGCGGGAGGGAACCUGGGGUCCUCCAGUUCCUGCUGGAUAUCUGACUCCCAUCAGCCCCCACCCAAUACUCUGGGAAAACGGGGGCUGUAGCACAGCAGCAUCUGGGAGGACACGGGUUGCCCAUCCCUGGUUUGAAAGAAUGUUUUCUGCUCCACAAGCACAACCUUUAACAUAUUUGCUCAGUGGGACAGACUUCCAGGUAAAUGCACAUUGGAUUUCAGUUCAACCGGUGCAGCUCUAUUGAUGCCUACUCACAGGCAAGUCCCACUGAGUUCAGUAGGACUUGAUUUAGAUUCUGUUAUCGUUUCCCAUCCAAGGAGCUCAAGGUAUCAAGGUCUGCAAGGUGCCUAUCAUCACACUUUGUCCUUCCAACGGUGCCGCACAGUAAGCUGGCCUCCGUAGAAUUGGAGCUGCAGUUAGUAGAUUACAGUAUAUAUUGCCAAGAGCUUGGAGGACCCUGAAAAAUUCUGUGCCGUUUGGUGGGAUUUUAUCUUAUAUACAGGAAAGACAGACUCACAGAACUCCCUCUCCAUAGUACACUGUGAAAUUUGGCCUUUCCUGAGGGUCUUAAGUUCUUUACUAACCUAAUAGGCAGUCUCUCCUAGCUAUACUGCACUGUUUUUAUGUACUUCUGCCAUUUUUAUUCUGUUGGUUUGUGUGAUUUACUUCCAUAAAAUAAAGGUGGAAAUUUUAAAAAGGUGUAGGCUUUUUUUAAAAGAAGAAAAUUGCCAUUAUUUUAAAAGCUGAUUCCCACAGCAAAAGGGGUGUGCUUUGAAUCCACAGAAUAUCCCAAUUGUCACCAAAGGCAUACCCAUAGGAUCCCCUCUUCUCCUGUUGGAUUUAAGCUUGAAAGAAGCAUUUCCUUCUAACCAAUAGAACAGGAGGUGAGGUGGGAUGCCCACAGCACUUUCUCCCAUUUUUCAAAAGGCAGGUUACCCCUGGACCAUCCUAUAAUAAUAAUAAUAAUAAUAAUAAUAAUAAUAAUAAUAAAUUUUAUUUAUAUCCCAGCCAAGACCGGGCUCAGGUAAGGCCUCAUGUAAGGCCAUGGACUGUAUAGACCCAAGGCUGCUGCCUACCUGGUUUCUCUCUGUUCUCUUUCCUAGGUGGACGGGCUCCUCUUCUAUCACAAGGAAACUCAUUACAACCCUGGUAGCACCCCAUUAGUGGGCUGGCUCCGUCCGUACAUGGUACCAGACAUCCUGGGCAUACCUGUCCCCCUCUGCCCACUGACGGCCAAGCCAGACUACGCGGGACUCCAGGUGCAGCAGAUCGUGGAGCGUAAGAGGAGCCUACAGCAGGCCGCCAAGGAGGAUUCUUCCAGUGUCAGCACAGCCCCCCAGGACGGCCGCUAUGAACUGGAACACUUGUCCACACCAAAAGCAGAAGGCUUUCCCUCGGCUCUGAGGGACUCUGCGAGCAAGAUGGAGAAUUGA
This is a messenger RNA of Podarcis lilfordi (Lilford's wall lizard), 37599 nucleotides long. NCBI's taxonomy places the organism in Eukaryota, Metazoa, Chordata, Lepidosauria, Squamata, Lacertidae. The record is from the annotation of a GenBank genome assembly.